UGGGAGUCGGGGAAGGAGGAGGGGUUUGGGCGGGUGUCACUCCACCCCUUUGACGGAUACGCACCGGCCUUAGGACCCGGCGCAGCACGGCAUGAAGCUUGGAAGCGGGCUAGGGGAGGCCGUCGCUCAUAUCUGACGUCACCAGCUCGCGCCGGCGGUAGGUGAGGACGCCAACAGCAGCCGAGAAACGUUUCUCUUUCCUCUCAGCUUGCGCACACGAUGGCGGCCCCCGCCCAGUCGACUACGCAGCCUGGCGGCGGGAAGCGCAAAGGCAAGGCUCAGUAUGUGCUGGCCAAGCGCGCUCGGCGCUGCGACGCUGGCGGGCCCCGUCAGCUAGAGCCCGGGCUACAGGGCAUCCUCAUCACCUGCAACAUGAAUGAGCGCAAGUGCGUGGAAGAGGCCUACAGCCUGCUCAACGAAUACGGCGACGACAUGUAUGGGCCAGAAAAGUUUACAGACAAGGAUCAGCAGCCCUCUGGAAGUGAGGGAGAGGAUGAUGAUGUGGAGGCUGCCUUGAAGAAAGAAGUUGGUGACAUUAAGGCAUCUACAGAGUUGAGGCUAAGAAGAUUCCAGUCAGUGGAAAGUGGAGCAAAUAACGUCGUCUUCAUCAGGACACUUGGGAUAGAACCUGAGAAAUUGGUGCAUCAUAUUCUCCAGGAUAUGUACAAAACCAAGAAGAAGAAGACUCGAGUUAUUCUACGAAUGUUACCCAUCUCAGGCACAUGCAAGGCUUUUUUAGAAGAUAUGAAAAAAUAUGCACAAACAUUUUUGGAACCCUGGUUUAAAACUCCUAACAAAGGGACAUUUCAGAUUGUGUACAAAUCUCGAAAUAACAGUCAUGUGAAUAGAGAAGAAGUUAUCAGAGAAUUGGCAGGAAUAGUGUGCACCCUCAAUUCAGAAAAUAAAGUGGAUCUCACCAAUCCACAGUACACGGUGGUAGUAGAAAUCAUCAAAGCUGUCUGUUGCCUGAGUGUUGUGAAAGAUUACAUGUUGUUUAGAAAAUACAAUCUCCAGGAGGUGGUGAAGAGCCCUAAGGAUCCAUCACAGCUUAACUCAAAGCAGGGAAAUGGGAAAGAAGCUAAAUUGGAAUCUGCUGACAAAUCAGACCAAAACAACACAGCAGAAGGAAAAAAUAACCAGCAGGUACCGGAGAAUACUGAGGAGCUGGGGCAGACAAAACCAACGUCUAAUCCGCAGGUGGUAAAUGAGGGAGGAGCCAAACCUGAACUUGCAAGUCAAGCCACAGAAGGAUCCAAGUCAAAUGAAAAUGACCUCUCAUAGGAAGUCAUUCGGUGUUGGAGAGAUGCUGAUAUCAAAAACUUGAAGAUACAGUGACGUUCUGAAUAAUGUUACAAAACUGGUUACCUGUGUCAAAGACCCAUUUAUGCAAAAAUGUUAAAAAAAACAAAACAAAACAAAACAAAAAAAAACACCCAAAAGAAAAACCUGAUCAAACAGCACAUAAACCUCCCGCACCAUACAGACAUCCAUUGGCUUAUCAAAGGAAGAGUUCUCUACAGGAUAUUUGAAUUGAAAGGUGAAUUACCAGAGUACUUACAAGAAAACAGCCAGCUUUUGUUGAGUGCUUUGGAAAUGAAAAAUGGCUACAGAAACUAGCCUAUUUUGCAGACAUUUUUCAUCACAUGAACACAUGGACAAGUCUCUGAAAGGUUCAGGAGAAAAUUUUUUUUCUUAAAGUGACAAGAGUCUUAGAUCUAAAAGGAAACUGACUUGCCACCUUGCCAGAAGAAUCCUUGAAAUGUUUCUGCAGCCACUUGGACUUGAAAAUGAAGGGUACAACUCUCAAAUCUUCUCUAACCCAACUGGAGGAACCACAAGACCCAAUGAAAUAGCAUUUUCUCUCCUUUUCCCAGCACUAGUAUAUAACUGUAUGAGGAACCCUUGUCUAUGAAUCUGCUCAGCUUGAAAUUUUGUCUCUGAAAGAAGAGAGUGAACUCAGCCCUAGUCUGACAGUCCUAAAUUUCUGUGAAAUAAGAGUAUUCUUCAAGUUAAUGCUCACACUCAUAUACCAUGAGAGUUCUCUGCAGGGGUUUCCUGAAUUUGAAAGUUUUUUCAAGGCCUAUUUUUGGGUAAAACAAUUGAAAAGGCAGACACCAACAAAGUCUGCAAAGUAAACUGUCCAGAUUAAGAAUAUUAAGAAGCUGUAAAGUUAGCUUGUAGAAAUGGGCAUAUCCUUAAGUUUUAAAGUUAGGAAUUGCUAAAAAUGUUAGGGUUCCUGCACAAGUGGCUAUGUUUAUUUAAUGGCUAGUGAACAUGGGAAUAUAUUUUUAUCCUAGCUAGUGGUUCUAUUUGGCAAACUAGACUAGAAUGAUUUGAGAGGGGUAAAGAGAAUAGGCAGGACCUUCCUUCUGUAGCUUUACAUAUUUCAAAUGUUAAUUCUUAAUGAUAUUGAAGUUACUUUGAAAUGAUUGAUAAGAGGAUUAUUAAUAUCAUUUAGGGGAAUAGGGAGGAUAGGAUUUUGGUGCCUUCUUCAGCAGACUUGCUCCAAGACAAAGAUUCUAUUUUGAUAGUGCAAGACAAAAGGACUCGGAAAAAAACUGGCCAUAUGCCUACAGAACAUACAACUCUGUGGAACUAAAUUGUUUUUACUUUGUGAAAGCUGCUACUUUACGGAAAGACUUUGAUUUUAUAGUUUUGUUUUUAAUUGCCUUUUAUAUUUAUUUGUAUUUGGUAAGACUCAGUUGUUUAAUACAAACUAUUCUUUCCCAGUUACAAAAUCCUGUGUUCGGUUGUAACCUGAACUCAUUAAAAUAGUUGUUUUCAGGUUUAUCAACUGUUUAUUUUCACUGACAUUUGAGCAUGUUAUUUUAUAAAUGACAAGAUUCCAGAGUAGGAAGUAAGUGCUUUUUAUUCCCCUUUUGUUUUUUCUUUUAAAAAAUUACGUCAGUUAAAAAAAAAAAAAAAA
Cercocebus atys (sooty mangabey) is the source of this 2926-nucleotide messenger RNA. RefSeq names its product THUMP domain containing 1 (gene THUMPD1). Lineage: Eukaryota; Metazoa; Chordata; Mammalia; Primates; Cercopithecidae. Gene Ontology annotation, molecular function: RNA binding. The coding region runs from base 220 to 1281 and encodes 353 amino acids. Gene Ontology annotation, biological process: tRNA modification. The transcript is spliced from 5 exons. The record is from RefSeq and is a predicted model, not a curated record.